AUGCGCCCUGUAACGUACGGAUUCGAGAAAUGUUUUUUCAACAGUUCGGGAAAGCUGCAACUUUCCAAAGGCAUCAACCAUGGGGGGGACCGACGUGGACCCAAAUUCAGACACUUCAAAGAAACAGGAGAACUACUCCAAGACCCACUUGUGCCAGCAGGGAGCGUACUGGGCACGGACGUUGAGGAUGCUGCCAUUUUUGUGCUGGAGGAGGACAUGUUGCCCAUCCCCGAGGAGGACGAGGGUGAGCAGGUAGAAGAGGACGAUGGAGAAGCCCUCGAUGAUCAGAUACAGCCAAGGAGCACCCCUGCCAGGGUGGACGCGACUCAGGAUGAGGCGCGCGUUGAGGGGUUGGAUGAGGCUGAGCACGUCGCUGUCACUGAAGAGCAUGCGGAGGUACCAGUCAGUGCGCCGCAGGAUGAGGGCGACACGGUUGGGGUGGGGACUAUAGAUUCCACUGCUGGGGAAGCGGUGCAUGAGGAGUCAAGCCCAGACAGGUAUGAACGUCAUGCAGCAAAGCUGACCCCCCUCCCGCCCAACCACGCCAGGACUCACCCGGAGCGAGUCAAACUCGUGAUUCGUCCGCUGGGCUGCCCUCUUGACGCCUCUCGCCUGCCCAACAUCUUUAUGGGAUUCUUUGAACACCUCCCUCUCCGCAAGCCGUGGCCCCCCAACUUCUACGGCACCCCGAUCGAGCCUGGAAGCGAUGAUUCAUGUGUCACUUUAGGUGCCAUCUCAGGCGAGAGUGUCUCAGGCGAGAGUGUCUCAGGCGAGUCAGACUGGGUAAAGAAGCUAGGGUGCCACGGCCCUCCCUGCCCCACCUUCGGCUCCUGCACCGCCCGCUUCCCCAACGUGCAGGCCUGCUGGAACCCCCACCUCGUGGAUGGGCCCGAGGACAAUAUCACCCCCCCUAUAAACUGCCCCCUUAAGAAUAAUAGCUCCCAGCUGGAGAAGUGGAGGCAUCGAAGGGGGUGGGCGCCGUUCGAUGAGACGUGCACAAACAGGAAGGAUUUCACCCCGCACGAUGCGACCGCGCUGCAGAUGAUGCGGCUGGAGGACGUAUUUGUGACAAACACCGGGGUGAAUCUCAACCGCACACACGUGUUCGUGAGGAACGGGUGCUGGCGCUUCUCCGGAACGUGUUCAAUCUGGCCUGCCAGCAGGCAUAGUGGGGCAUUUAGAGGUCUGCCAUACGUGUUGUGUACUCCCUCUCAACAGGCCAAGUACAAGGCGAGUCACUCGGUGCACGAGCUGCCAGCAGUGUUCAACUGGGCGCACCAACCUGCGAGGAACUUCUACCACUUUCUCGUCGAGCUCUUUCCACUCUUACUCGUCUCCGCGCCCCUCAUGCCCUCCACGCUGCGACACCUGCCUGUGCUCGUGAGGCGGGAACAGGUGGGUUUCAUCACCAAAAUGUGA
Messenger RNA from Closterium sp. Yama58-4, 1419 nucleotides. NCBI's taxonomy places the organism in Eukaryota, Viridiplantae, Streptophyta, Zygnematophyceae, Desmidiales, Closteriaceae. The record is from the annotation of a GenBank genome assembly.